Gossypium raimondii (Peruvian cotton) is the source of this 1872-nucleotide messenger RNA. Its product is annotated as transcription initiation factor TFIID subunit 6. Gene Ontology annotation, biological process: RNA polymerase II preinitiation complex assembly; transcription initiation at RNA polymerase II promoter. The record is from RefSeq and is a predicted model, not a curated record. Gene Ontology annotation, molecular function: RNA polymerase II general transcription initiation factor activity; protein heterodimerization activity; transcription coactivator activity. NCBI's taxonomy places the organism in Eukaryota, Viridiplantae, Streptophyta, Magnoliopsida, Malvales, Malvaceae. The transcript has 12 exons. Gene Ontology annotation, cellular component: SLIK (SAGA-like) complex; transcription factor TFIID complex; SAGA complex. Bases 104 to 1684 code for a protein of 526 amino acids.
AUCCCUUUCAUCAAUUAGCCCUAAAAAUCCCAAUUCAUCUCUGACCUUUUCCCCCAAAUUUGAAGUUAGAAUCACGAUUCAAUUUGAAGUAAAAAAAAGAAGAAUGAGUAACAUUCCAAAAGAAGCCAUUGAAGUGAUAGCACAGAGCAUUGGAAUUACCAAUUUGUCCCCAGAUGUCGCCCUUUCUUUGGCUCCUGAUGUUGAAUAUCGCGUUCAAGAAAUCAUGCAGGAGGCAAUUAAAUGCAUGCGCCACUCACGGCGGACGGUUUUGACGGCUGAUGACGUUGACAGUGCUCUUAAUCUGAGAAACGUGGAGCCGAUAUGUGGAUUUGCCUCUCGUGAUGCACUACGAUUCAAGAAAGCCGCUGGGCAUAAGGAUUUGUUCUACAUUGAUGACAAAGAUGUGGAGUUUAAAGAAGUUCUUGAGUCACCUUUACCAAAAGCACCACUUGAUACAUCUGUUACAUCCCACUGGCUUGCGAUUGAAGGCAUUCAACCAGCAAUUCCAGAAAAUGCUUCAAUUGAAGCACCUUCUGAUGGUAAAAAGGCUGAAUACAAAGAAGAUGGGCUUUCCGUUGAUGUCAAAUUACCUGUUAAGCAUGUAUUAUCUAGAGAGCUUCAACUUUACUUUGACAAGAUCGUGGACGUUACCAUGAAUAAAUCAGUCUCAAUUCUCUUUAAACAAGCAUUACUGAGUUUGGCAACCGACUCGGGAUUACAUCCUUUAGUUCCUUAUUUUACAUAUUUCAUUGCGGAUGAGGUUGCACGGAAUUUGAAUAAUUUCCCUCUCAUGUUUGCUUUGAUGCGUGUUGCCCGGAGUCUUCUCCAGAAUGAACACUUACACAUAGAACCUUAUUUACACCAGUUGAUGCCAUCUAUUAUUACCUGCCUCGUUGCAAAAAGGUUAGGAAAUAAAUUCACCGACAAUCAUUGGGAACUUAGAAACUUCGCAGCAAAGCUAGUGGCAUCAAUAUGCAAAAGAUUUGGGCAUGUUUAUCACAAUCUUCAGCCACGUGUGACAAGGACACUGCUCCACGCUUUUUUGGACCCAACGAAAACAUUUCCCCAGCAUUACGGAGCAAUUCAAGGGUUAGCAGCCCUUGGACCCAGUGUGGUUCGUUUACUUAUACUACCAAAUCUUGAAGCGUAUUUGCAGCUUCUUGAACCUGAAAUAAAAAGACACGAGGCCUGGUGUGUUUAUGGGGCCCUGCUGCGUGCAGCUGGACUGUGCAUGUAUGAUCGGCUUAAAAUGUUCCCCAGUUUGCUAGCACCCCCAACUCGUCCCGUCUGGAAAAGCAACAACAAAGUUGCGACAAAUAAACGAAAAGCAAGCACGGACACCUUGAUGCAGCAGCAACCACCUGCGAAGAAAAUAGCAACUGAGAGUGCAAUAGGUAUGAUGCCAAUAAAUUCCAUGCAAACUGAUUUACAAGGGGCAGUUAGCGGCUUUUCUACCACCGUAGGAGGUUCCAAUAUCGGUGUAUCAUCAAUGUCACGGCCGUUAUCAAACGAUAACAUGCUAGGAAGGGAGGUUGGGGGUCGAGUUUCAAAGACAUCAACCGUUCUAGCUCAGGCUUGGAAGGAAGACACAGACCCGGGGAACUUGUUAGCAUCAUUAUUUGAACUUUUUGGUGAAAGUAUGUUAUCAUUUACUCCCAAACCUGAGCUUUCAUUCUUCCUUUGAUUAAAUUUCACCUCCAAAAGCUAUGGUUUUUGAAGGAAUUUGUGUAAAUUAUCCCCAUAGUUUUUUUCAGUCUUACUGUGUUUAUCUUUAUAAGGCUUCUUUUUUUCCUUGCUCAUAAAUGUAUUGUAGUUAUCAAAAAUAUAUUCUACUUUGGAUUUUAUUGAUAUUAAAUUUUGGGUUAAAUUCUA